AUGGUGGGAUAGUAUUAUAAUUGUUAAAAAGUGGAAUAGUCGUUAAUCUUAUUUUGUGAAUUCCAAUAAAGGAGCCAAAGUAUAGAAUAUUUCAAACGCUCUCUUAAUUAAGAGUAACUUUAAGUCAAUUAAUAAGAUAUAUACCUGCUGCCUUACAGUAAUACAUCUAUGUAAGUAUGCGUAUAAAAUUAGGUAGAUUAAGAAAAAUGGAGUUCUGAAUUAAGAAUAUUAACAAUAAUGUUCAUAAAUUUGAGUAUUGAUUUGUCAGCAGCACUCACUUCUAAUGGGUUAAGUCAUAUUUAAUAAGUUGUAGAAACUGUAUAAAAAUCAAUAUAUGCAUUCUAAGGAUCUCUCAAUAAAAUCUUAAUGGAUGAUAAGGGAUCAACAUUAAUUGUAGUCUUUGGUCUACCUCCUAUGGCUAAAUAGGAUGAUCCUGCUAGAGCGGUGAUGACUGCUAUUACAAUGAAAUAGGAAUUAAAUGCUAUCAAUUGUGGAUGUAAAAUUGGCAUUUCGACUGGAUGCACUUUCGCUGGUGUAGUUGGAACAAGUGGUUCUAGAAGAGAAUACUCUGUAAUUGGAGAUGCCGUUAAUCUGGCAGCUAGACUUAUGCAAAUUGCUUGUAAAGAUGAUUAACAUUCCAUUUUGCUUGACGUUGAAACAUCAAAAGAAGCUUCAUAUAAAAUGAACAUCUCAUACUACAAAUCCGUUUUGGUCAAAGGAAAAGCAGAUAAGGUCAAUAUUUAUUACCCAGAGGCCAAUUUGGAAUUGAAUAAAAUUAGAAUUCAUAAUCCUUUCUUUCCAAGACUUCUCGAUAAUUAUUUAUUCGAUAUUAGCAAUUUAAGAAUAAUCUAAAGAAGAAUUCAAUAGUUUCAACUUCAAAAUGAAUCAAAUGUAGUGUUGAAAAUCUCUGGAAAUUAAGGGUCAGGAAAGUCAUAUUCUGUUAAAUACUCAAUAGAUUUCUUUUAGGAGAGUUUUAAUUUUAUAUAAAUUAGAUUAUGUUCCUUUUUAUAGAAAGAACAACAAUAUUUGUAUGCUAUUAAAAUUAUAUUCUAACAUUUUCUAAAGAAGAUAGGCAUCUAACUAAAUAAAUAAUAUGAUGUUUAAUUAUUCAAGCAAAUAUUUGACGAAUAAGAUCAACUAUUACAACUCUUUGAUUUUGAACCCGUUAGUUAGAUCUAACUAUUUGAUAAGGACUUAAAAAAUAAAAAUGAUUCCUUAGAAACCCUAGACAUUCAAAUGAUCAAAGAAAAUAUAGACUUGUUAUUCAAGAAGUUUUAAUCGAUCACUAACUAUCAUAAAUUAAUUUUCGUUUUAGAUGAUGGUCAUAACAUCGAUGAAGAUUCUCUAAAAAUCAUUAGACAUCUCAUGAAACACAAUUAAUUCAUUUUGCUCAUCUUCAUUUUCAGAUAUGAGUACAUUGAGUAAUUCUAAUUUCAUGAAUAACAUCAAAAUCAAAUUCAAAUGAUUGAAGAUGAAUUAGAUUCAAUAACAUCUAAAUUAAAUGAUAUCAGUAAUUUUGAGCAUCUCAAUUUCAAAAAUAUAUCAUUAAAUGACUAUUAAGUAUUGUUAUCUGAUUUAUUUCAUAUCAAUAAGAUUAGGUGUUUAAAGAACUAAGAGCAGUCUAAUACUCAAGAUAAAAAUAUUUUGCAUUAUGAAUACAUUAAAUCUUAAUUAAUGUAAUCUAAUACUUAAGAAUUUUUUUUACAAACCAUCUAUAGAAAAACAUAAGGAAAUCCACUGACCUUCAUAACAAUAAUUGAAAAAUUAUUGAAGUGCAAUUAUAUGGUUGUAGAUAAUUAACAAUAGGAUGUAGUUAUAAUAAAUGAUUCACUUUAAAAUAUACUAAAUCUGGAUGAAUUUGUCAUUUUAGAAUCUCCCUUGAAUAAAUUCAGACUUAAUUCACCCUAUUUGGAUAAGGUAGGAUGUUUAGAGUUAUUGAUACUUAAAGUGGCAUCAAUAAUUGGAGACAUAUUUGAUGUAUAAACCCUUAAUAAAAUAUAACCAUUCAAAGAAGUCAUUUAAAAAGAAAAUUUGAUUAAGAUUCUAAAUAGCUUAGAAGAAUUGGAAAUCAUAGAAACCAUGGAACUUAAUGAUUUGAAUAAAUAUUACAGAUUUGCUAAGCCAUUUCUUAGAGAAAUUAUAUAUUAGCGAUUGCUAUUCUCAUAAAGGAGAGAACUACAUAAAUAUUACGCGCAAGCAUUAUAAGAAAUUCCAUCCUAAUUUGAAAUUGAUGAAAAAUUGGAAGCUUAGAGAUUGGAACAUAAUUGGAUCCUGGCUGAAUAAAGGUGGAAUAGUUAAUCAAAUCUGAAACCAAGAGGAUUAGAAUUAUCGCAUAAAGCUAAAAGAUCUAUCAUAAUUAAAUCAAUUCAAACUAAAUUAAUAGCUAAAACUAAUAAUAUUAAACUUGGUUUAUUGAAAAAGAAAUCAGAUAAGAAUGUCACUUGGGCAGAAAGAUAUUGUCUGAUGACACAAAAAGAAUUAAAAUAUUACUAUAGUGAAUCAGACUAUCAUCGAUAACCAUAGAAUGCCUUAGCAACUAUUAUUCUCAGUAGUAUUUAUUAGAUAGUUCCACUUAAUGACAAAGAGAAAGUUAAUUAAAAGUAUGCCUUUGAAAUUAGAACAGGAAAUUGGUUUAAAAGAUAAAAACUAAUGCCAAGAAGAGACUUCUAUUUCUCAGCAACAAGUGAAGAAUUAAUGGAAGAAUGGACUAUUUAUAUAGAAUUUAUGAGAGUCAAAGCUACUUAUGAUGAAUUUGUUAAUAAUUUUGGGAAAAUCUAAUUUCCAAUUGCAAACUUUAAAGAAUUCUAUGAUAUGAGUUUAGGAGCUGAAAUGAAUAAUUAUUAACAAAAGUAAACAUAAAAUAAGAAUAAUAAAUCUAGUAUCAUUCAAACCUAAAAAAGAAAUACUGUGCUAUCUAUCAAUAGUUUUUUUAGAUAAUCUAUUGUUGAGAAGAAAUAGAAAUAAAAUAAAGAAGAACUUAAAAUAUUAAUAUCUAAGUUUUUCAAUAAAAGUUAAUUAUUGCUAUUCACACAUAUAUUCGAAAAUUCAAUUUCAAGUAGAAUCCCUGUUAUAAUUGGUUAAAACACAAAAGCCAUGUUAAAAUUUGGAUAAUUCUUUGUUAAAACUGUUUCAGAAUAUUCAUAAUAGUAAUAACAAGAAAAUGAAACAAUUUAAACUGAAGAAUCUCCACAAACAAGACCGAGAGCAAGUUUGAACAUUUCAGAAUAAAUAAUAUUAGAAAGUUAAGCUGAAUCUAUAUAAGGAACCCUUAGAAAUACAAAAAGGAAAUAAACUGCUGAAUAGUUUUAUAAUAAGAGAUCUAAGAGCUCAGAAUUUCUUAUUUAAUUUAAUGAAAAUUCCAAUUUGGAAUAAUAAUAACAAAGUUGA
This is a messenger RNA of Paramecium tetraurelia, 3387 nucleotides long. RefSeq lists its product as uncharacterized. NCBI's taxonomy places the organism in Eukaryota, Ciliophora, Oligohymenophorea, Peniculida, Parameciidae. The record is from RefSeq and is a predicted model, not a curated record. Gene Ontology annotation, biological process: intracellular signal transduction; cyclic nucleotide biosynthetic process. The transcript is spliced from 4 exons.